Messenger RNA from Erigeron canadensis, 1589 nucleotides. RefSeq lists its product as uncharacterized. The record is from RefSeq and is a predicted model, not a curated record. Gene Ontology annotation, molecular function: acetylglucosaminyltransferase activity. The transcript has 3 exons. Lineage: Eukaryota; Viridiplantae; Streptophyta; Magnoliopsida; Asterales; Asteraceae. Bases 47 to 1552 code for a protein of 501 amino acids.
UUAGCUAUAGCAAUGGGUAUGCCUCCCAAUCAAAACCACCACUCUAAUGGCACCCUCAUCCUCCACCGCCGCCCAACACCGCCAUCAUUCUAACAUCCCUACCAUCCGCUCCACCAUCUCCUGGCUCUUCCUUUCUUUGCUCUUCCUCUACAUUGUCUACUAUUCCACCAUCCUUUUUGAACCAGCCCCUAUUGCCACCGAUUGCCAAGAUUCUGAUCACCACCGCCUUCCCACCACUGAAAACCUUCAAAGCAACACUAGCAAACCCGAAGGUGAAUUGUUAGAUACCCAACCACGAGUGCUUCGGUUUGAUACCGAACUCAAACACAUUGCUUUCGGCAUUGCUGCCUCCUCCCGACUAUGGCGGACCAGGAAAGAAUAUCUAAAACAAUGGUGGCGCCGUGGGGAGACCCGAGGGGCAGUUUGGUUAGACAAAAAAGUAAGCACCACAAAAGAUGAAAACCUACCUGACAUCCACCUCUCUGAGGAUACCUCAAAGUUUCAAUACACAAAUCCGCAUGGAGAUAGAUCAGCCAUACGAAUAUCUAGAGUGGUCUCUGAAACACUAAGAUUGGGGAUGAAGGAUGUGCGGUGGUUUGUGAUGGGAGAUGAUGACACUGUAUUUAUUGUGGAGAAUCUAGUUAGGAUUUUGUCUAAAUAUGAUCAUAAUCAAUUUCAUUAUAUUGGGACGACAUCGGAAAGUCAUUUUCAGAACAUGUUGUUUUCAUACGGAAUGGCAUUUGGUGGUGGUGGGUUUGCCAUUAGUUACCCGUUGGCUGUGGAGUUAGAGAAGAUGCAGGACCGGUGUCUUAAAAGAUAUCCUGGUUACUAUGGGAGUGACGAUAGAAUGCAUGCCUGCAUGUCUGAACUUAAUGUCCCUCUCACCAAAGAACUGGGAUUUCAUCAGUAUGACGUGCAUGGGAGUCUUUUGGGUCUAUUAUCAGCCCAUCCUGUAACUCCAUUGGUCUCACUCCACCACCUAGAUGUGGUUGACCCGAUAUUCCCGGGCAUGCCUAGAGCACAAGGCAUCAAACACUUGCUAGAAUCAGCCAAGUACGAUUCUGCUAGUAUUAUACAACAGUCCAUCUGCUAUGACAAAGAAAGGGAAUGGUCCAUUUUGGUCUCAUGGGGAUUUGCAAUCCAAAUUGUACGGGGAAUCCUGUCUCCAAGAGAACUUGAGAUACCCACACGCACCUUUCUAAACUGGUACAAAAGGCUCGAUUAUACAGCAUAUUCAUUUAACACUAGGCCUGUAACCAGGAACCCAUGCCAGAAGCCUUUUGUGUACUACAUGAGUUCAACUAGGUAUGACAAAGCUAGGAGAAAGAUCAUUGGGAUUUAUACUCUUCAUAAAGAACGCUACCCUUUUUGCAAAUGGAAGAUGGAAUCUCCAGAGAUAAUUGAUACAAUUGUGGUCCUAAAGAAGGAAGAUAGUAGUCGUUGGACAAAGGCACCAAGAAAGGAUUGCUGUAGGGUCUUGCCAGCUAAUAAGAAGGGAAUUCUAUACUUGUGGGUUGGUAAUUGUCGAGUAAAUGAGGUUAUCGAGUUAUAGUUUACUAGAAGGGUGGCUAGAUUCUCAUUGAUGUUUA